AUGACGCCCCUGUACUUCCCAAAGGAUGGUUGUGGUUUCCCGCCCAACACGGAGAAGCUCCGCUGCUUUUUGCAGUACUUCCACCAUGUUGGCAGUGCUAUGGAAGGAACGGGAGAAGUUUGGAUCAGCCGUGCCUGCGCUGACACUUCGCUGACCACGGAAAGCUUAAUGUCCGACACGACCCGCUUGUGUCAGUGCUUGGUACAGGAUCUGAGAAAGCCAAUCUACAACUCAGACACGUACUUGCAUGUGGAUUUUGCAAACGCCAGCGUUGGAGGCGGCAUUUUCCUGAAUGCACCUGGAGCCACGGCACAGGAGGAAAUCACUUUCGCAACUCACCCUGAGCUUUCGCUGGCGACUGUGCUCUCAGAGCCAUUGAACGAUGACGAAGCGCUGCUGAUAUGUGGCGCUAGGAGAUUUUCUCAUCAUGCAGGAUUCCUAGACACCUUCUGCUAUGUGGGCGCCGUGCAGGAAGACGAACACAUGUUCUCCAAAGAUGUGGUUCAGAUUGUCGUAGAUGCAAGGAUGUAUGAUGGCGCUGGUGUGGGGUCACCAUAUCGACACGAUCAUUUGUUCCAAGUGGAGGAUGCCCUGCGCGACAUCCGAAAAGCUAUCUGCGGCUUUCGAGCUGCCAAACUUGCUUUCCCCGAUCGACAUAGCUGUGCAACUGGCAACUGGGGAUGUGGAGCUUUUGGCGGGGCGCCUGCCGUGAAGCUGUUCGUGCAAUGGGUUGCUGCAAGCUUAGCAGGGCUGAAAG
Molecule: messenger RNA, 757 nt
Organism: Symbiodinium pilosum
Lineage: Eukaryota; Dinophyceae; Suessiales; Symbiodiniaceae
Source: the annotation of a GenBank genome assembly